Ascoidea rubescens DSM 1968 is the source of this 3666-nucleotide messenger RNA. RefSeq names its product cohesin subunit SMC3 (gene SMC3). Gene Ontology annotation, biological process: mitotic sister chromatid cohesion. The transcript has 2 exons. The coding region runs from base 1 to 3666 and encodes 1221 amino acids. NCBI's taxonomy places the organism in Eukaryota, Fungi, Ascomycota, Saccharomycetes, Ascoideales, Ascoideaceae. Gene Ontology annotation, molecular function: ATP binding; ATP hydrolysis activity; protein binding. The record is from RefSeq and is a predicted model, not a curated record. Gene Ontology annotation, cellular component: chromosome.
AUGUAUAUUAAAAAGAUUGUUAUUCAAGGGUUUAAAACCUACAAGAAUGCAACCAUCAUUGAUGCCUUCUCUCCCCAUCAUAAUGUUGUAGUUGGGAGAAAUGGUUCAGGGAAAUCCAAUUUUUUCACUGCAAUUAGAUUUGUUCUAUCUGAUGCUUACACUCAGAUGUCCAGAGAGGAACGUCAGGGUUUGAUCCAUGAGGGUUCUGGCACUGUCAUGUCUGCUUACGUUGAAAUUUAUUUUGAUAACUCUGACAAAAGGUUUCCAUUGGACGAAACUGAAGUUGUUAUCCGUAGAACAAUUGGUUUGAAAAAAGAUGAUUAUUCUUUGAACCACAAAUCUGCUCAAAGAACUGAUAUUAUGAAUUUACUAGAGAGUGCAGGCUUUUCUCGUUCCAAUCCUUACUAUAUUGUUCCACAAGGUAAAAUUACUGCGUUGACCAAUUCGAAAGAUCCCGAACGUUUACAAUUACUAAAAGAAGUUGCUGGUGCCAAAGUCUUUGAACAAAGAUUGAAACAGUCUUUAAAAGAAAUGGCUUCAACAAAUAAACAAAGAAAGGAAAUUGACGAAAUGUUGACCUUUAUUGAAGAAAGAUUGGCAGAUUUAGACUCUGAAAAGGAUGAAUUAAAGACUUUCCAGUCUUUAGAAAAUGACAAAAAAUGUUGCGAGUAUUCACUUUAUGAUCGGGAAUUGACAUCUAUAAAUGAUUCAGUUGAGGCAAUUGAUGAUGAAUAUACUACACAAAUUGACGGCUCGAGUAAAUUUAUAAAUGAUUUAGAAAAAAGAGAAGCAGUUAUUCCUCAAUUGGAAGAAACACUUUCGGAAUUAAGAUCCUCAAUAAAUAUACUUAAAGUUGACAAAGAACAAUCAGAAUCAGAAUUACAUUCUGUAUUAAAAGAAAUUGCUGAGAUUAAUGCAGAAAUUCAGGAAUUAGAAAAGACAUCCAAAAACAUUUCUAAUCAAUCUGAAAUAGAAUCUCUAACAAAAAAAAGACUUGAAAAGGCUAUUAAAGAGAAAGAACAAAAAUUGGCUCAAUUAAAACCAUCGGUUGGACAAAUAUCACUGAAGGAAAAAGAAUUAAGACUAAAAUUAAAUGGCUUAAUAACUAGACAGAGAGCCUUAUAUUCAAAACAAAAUCGUUUUUCAACUUUUAAAUCCAAAAGCGAAAGAGAUGCUUGGCUUAAACAAAAGAUUGAUGAACUAAACUCUCAACUGAGUUUAAAAAAUAAAACUUUAUCAUCAUCAAAAGAUGAUCUUUUACAAAAUGAAAAUAAUUUACAUGAUAUAAUAUCUCAAAUUGAAAAUUUAGAGCUGUCACUAAAUUCGGCAGGGGCUCAUAGAAAACUUGAAGAAGCAUCUAAUAUAUUAAAUGAAGUUAAAGAAAAAUAUACAAAUUUACUAGACGAUCGUAAAAAUCUAUGGAGGGAAGAGGCUCGUCAAAGAGCGAUAGUAGAUUCUGUAAAUGAAGAGCUUUCAAAGGCUAAUAGAUCGGUAUCUGAAACAAUGGAUAGUUCCCAAGCCUCUGGGUUACUGGCGGUUAAAAAAAUUGUUUCAAAACUUGGUCUUGUUGGAGUUUAUGGGCCUCUUGGAGAAUUGAUUGAAGUUAAUGAGAAAUAUAAAACAGCGGUUGAAGUUAUUGCAGGAAAUUCAUUAUUUCAUGUUGUUGUUGAUAAUGAUCAUACAGCAUCAACGGUGAUGGAAGAAUUAGUUCGAUCUAAAGCCGGCAGAGUGACAUUCAUGCCAUUGAAUCGAUUAAAGCCCAAAGAUGUUGUGUAUCCUAAUAGUAAUGAUUGCGUUCCAUUAAUUAAAAAGAUAGUAUAUGAUGAACAAUUUUCGGUAGCGGUUAAACAGGUUUUCAGUCGGAGUGUUGUUGCAAUAUCAUUAGAAAGAGGAUCUGAAAUAGCAAGAGAAUACAAGUUGACAGCGAUUACACUUGAUGGAGAUCGAGCAGAUAAGAGAGGAGUGUUGACUGGUGGUUAUAGAGAUCAAAAGAGAUCUAGAAUAGAUGCGUUAAAUGCGCAACGUCGAAGAAAGAUAGAGACAAAUGAAUCUGAGAGAGGAUUGAAUGAGAUUAUUAAAAAAAUAGAGAAAAUUGAUAAAAGGAUAACUGACGUGAAUUCUGAGGUUAAUUUAAAAGCAGCAAGAUUUGAAAAAUUGAGAAGUGAAAGAGAGCCAUUAAAGAUUGAAUUAUUAAAGUUGAAGAACAAUGAAAGGAUAAUAAAGGAGAAUAUUAAUUCAUUACGAUCAAUGAUUGAAAAUUUGGAGAUAAGUGACAUUCAAAUUCAAUCACAAAAGAGUGAAUAUGAAAAUGAGAUUAGGAGUACAUUUAAACAGGCGUUAGAUUCCAAAGAGGUUUCAGAAUUGAACGAAUUGAAUUUAAAUGUUUUAAAGUUGGAGAAAGAGUUGGAUAAAGUAGCAAACAAAUUGUCUGAGCAAGAGAGCCAAGUUACAACGAUUGAAGCGGAUUUAAAUGAGAAUUUAUAUCCUCGAAGAGAUUCGAUUUUAUUAGGAAAUGGGAAAAUCGAAGGUCUUAGAGGACUUCUGGGGAUUGAAAUGGGAUCUCAAGUUGAUUUUAAAGAAAAAAUGGAUAAGGAACUUGAAACACAAAGAGUGAAGUUGGAAACAUUGAGAAAGCAAGUCAAGGCGAUAAGUAAACGAGUUAAAGAGAUAAGUGGUGAAUUAGAAGAGAGUAAUAAUGAAUUGAAUUCAAAGGAGAAAUUAUUGGGUAAAGCCAGAGAGUCUCAAAGGAAUAUUUUAAGAAAAUUACAAAAUUUUCAAAAGAAUUCUGAAAAAAAUAUUUCAAAGAAAUCCGUUUUAAUCAAAAGACGGGACGAUAUUCAAAGAAAAAUAAGAGAAUUGGGGGUUUUGCCAGAGGAGGCAUUUUCCAAGAAAUAUUCUGAAAUGAAUGGAGACAGACUUUUAAGAAAAUUGAAUCAAAUGACUAAAGAGUUGAGCAAAUACAGUCAUGUAAAUAAGAAGGCGCUAGGGCAGUAUAAUAAUUUUACGAAACAACGGGAUAAUCUUGUGGAACGUCGAAAAGAAUCAGAUCGCUCAAAAAAAUCUAUUGAGGAUUUGAUAACAGCAUUGGAAGAGAGAAAGGAUAAUGCAAUCAGUCGGACAUUUGGACAAGUCUCGAAGGGAUUUUCUGAGAUCUUUGAGAAAUUGGUUCCUACAGGUGCAGGAAAAUUGAUUAUACAAAAAAAGGCAAAUAAUGGGGAUGGAAAUGGAAAUGGAAAUGGGAAUAGUAAUGGUGACGAUAAUGAUAAGCUUGAUUCUAUACUUGAUAAUUAUAUUGGAGUUUCUAUUUCUGUUUCAUUCAAUUCCAAAUCGGAUGAACAACAGAGAAUUGAGCAAUUAUCAGGAGGACAAAAAUCGCUAUGCGCGAUUGCACUAAUCUUGGCCAUUCAGAAGUGCGACCCAGCACCAUUUUAUUUGUUUGACGAAAUCGAUGCCAAUCUCGAUGCUCAGUACAGAACAGCAGUUGCUUCGUUGAUCAACGAGUUGUCAGAAAGUGCGCAGUUUAUUUGCACGACGUUCAGGUCUGAGAUGUUGCAAGUGGCAGAUAAGUUCUUUGGCGUGAUGUUCAACAACAAGAUCUCCAGGGUGAGCGAAAUCAACAGGGACGAAGCAAUGUCUUUUAUCGAGGGCCAGCAGCAACGAGGCUAA